AUGCCGGAACUGGCGCGGUCAAUUCCCCGCUCCUGGACUUCAACGUUAAAGCUUCCUAAGUCUACAUUCCCCCCACGAGUCUCCACUGUCGAUCGGACGAAAUACCUCAAACGAUGCACCGAUGAUCUCUACACCUGGCAGCAACGCGAAAGACCAGCCGACCAACCAUUCGUUCUACACGAUGGUCCACCAUACGCGAAUGGCGAUCUACACGUCGGACAUGCCCUGAACAAGAUCAUAAAGGAUAUUAUUUGUCGCGUUCAACUGGGCCGGGGCAAGAGGGUACGGUACGUGCCAGGCUGGGACUGUCAUGGACUUCCCAUCGAGCUCAAGGCGCUGCAAAACCUACGCGAGUUGGACGUCGAGAAUGGAUCGGUCAGCGCGGCGGUGAUUCGCAAAUUGGCGCGGCAAUUGGCGCGACAGACGGUGAAGAGCCAGAUGAAGGGAUUUCGCGGCUUCGCAGUCAUGGCGGACUGGGAGAAUCACUGGAAAACAAUGGACAAGCAAUUCGAGAUGCGACAGUUGGGUGUCUUCAGGGAAAUGGUUGAUCGGGGUUUGAUCUAUCGGAAGUUCAAACCUGUUUACUGGUCUCCCUCAACAGGCACGGCUCUUGCGGAAGCGGAAUUGGAAUACAAUGAGAAUCAUGUGUCGACCGCUGCAUUGGUCAAAUUCCCUCUUGUCGACGUACCAAAACAUCUUGCUGAGAACCCCCUGCUUUGCGGAAAAGAUUUGAGUGCUGUGAUUUGGACAACUACGCCUUGGACUCUGCCGGCCAAUGCUGCCAUUGCAGUUCAUGAGUCGUUGGAAUACACCAUUGUCCAGUCUGAAAAACAUGGCUAUCUUCUCAUCGCUCAGUCCCGGUUUGAGUACCUUCAAAGCAUGCUGAAAGAGGAACUGUCUAUCGUUGUUCCCUCUAUCUUAGGUUCCGAGCUGGCGGAGAAAACUACUUAUCGGCCUCUGUUCAAGGGACCGGAAGGUCAACCGCAGCCUAUCAUCGCUGCGGAUUUUGUCACCGCUGAUUCUGGUUCUGGCAUGGUUCACUGCGCGCCUGGCCACGGAAUGGACGACUAUGAAGCGUGUCUUUCGCGUGGCAUUCCUGUAUUUGCUCCUGUCAACGACAAAGGCGAGUUUACUAGCAAAGCCAUGCCCCUCGACCCAACAAGACUCGCCGGAAAGCCUGUCUUGGGAGAAGGUAACACUGCAGUGUUGGAAUGGGCUGAGUCGUGUCAUCAGUUGCUCGCACAGCAUAAGUAUGAGCACAAGUACCCUUACGAUUGGCGAUCGAAGCUUCCGAUCAUUGUUCGGGCAACCGAGCAGUGGUUCGCCGAUGUGGCUGACAUCCGGGGCAGCGCCCUUCGAGCAUUGGAAGAUGUUCGAUUUGUCCCCGAAGCCGGAAGACAGCGACUGGAAAACUUUGUCAAGAACCGAAGUGAAUGGUGUAUCUCGCGACAACGUGCAUGGGGUGUUCCCAUUCCUGCAAUCUAUCACCGGACCACAGGGGAGGCUGUCCUGACCAAGGACAGUGUCUCACACAUCAUGGCCACGAUUGAAGAGCGGGGCAUCGAUGCCUGGUGGACCGACAGUGCGGACGAUGCUGCAUGGAUUCCUCCGUCCUUGCGUGAGGAGUCUGGAGCGGGGUAUCGACGUGGAACUGACACGAUGGACGUUUGGUUCGACAGUGGUACCAGUUGGGCAGAAAUCGAUGUCCCCACCGAAGGACGGAGUCACCCAGCCGACGUGUAUUUCGAAGGUUCCGACCAGCACCGUGGCUGGUUCCAGUCCGGCCUCCUCACGUAUAUCUCACACCAACUUGCCUUGGGUCAACCCUCAACUCCUCAUGCGCCGUUCAAGAACCUCAUCACCCACGGCUUUACCUUGGAUGAGGAUGGGCGCAAAAUGAGCAAAUCCAUCGGGAACGUUAUCGAUCCCCAAACCAUCAUGGACGGAACCCUGUUGCCUCCUCUCAAGCCUCGCAAGGUGAAGGGAAAGAAGCAGCCUGAGAAUCCUGAGCCAGUUUACGAUGCACUUGGCCCCGAUGCUCUUCGCAUGUGGGCGGCAAGCAGUGACUACACGCGCGAUGUGGUGAUUGGUAAACAGGUACUUCAGACUGUCAAUACCAGUCUCCACAAGUUUCGUGUCACCUUCAAGUUGUUGCUGGGCGCACUCUCCGAUUUCCACCCCGAUCACAUUGUCCCAUAUGGGCAGCUGCAGCUGGUGGACAGAAUUGCAUUGAAGCAUCUCUCUGAUAUGGUGCUCACCACUCAAAAAACAUGUGACAACUUCGAAUUCUACAAGGCCGUGAGCACGCUGAACAGGUGGGCCAACCUGGAGUUCUCGGCUUUUUACAUGGAAGCCAUCAAAGACCGACUCUACACUCUAGGUGAAAACAGCACUAGUCGGCGGGCUGCGCAGACAACUUUGUUCUACGUCUUCCGUCAUCUCCAAGAGGCACUCGCUCCCAUCACUCCCAUGUUGGUAGAGGAGACCUGGGAACAUACCCCCGAAAGUAUCCGCUCUGAAACAGAGCACCCCUUGCAGCGCAUGAUCUCCGCUCCCGCCUCGGAAUGGCAGGAUCCAUCCCUGGACCACAGCUACCAGGAGCUGACCGUAGUGCACUCUGCGAUCAAGAACCUCCAGGAGCAAGCCCGGAGCAAGAAGCAACUUGGUUCAUCACUACAAUCAUUUGUUCACCUCGUUCUUCCGACCGACACUUUCCACCAAUACCUGUCCGAAUUGCCCGACCUCUUUGUUGUAUCAUCUGUCACCCUCGCCUCACCCACCGAUCCGCUCCCCACUAAAAUUGCUGAUGCUGAAUGGCAAUACUCAGAGACCUUUGAGCUAGGUGGCCAGGCUCAGGUGCACGUGUAUGCACCACAGGCAUUCAAAUGCCCCCGAUGCUGGCGGUAUGCUCUUCCGGUGGCAAAGGAAGACGCUAUCUGCGACCGGUGUGAUACAGUGGUACAUGAACAGACACAGACAUAA
Molecule: messenger RNA, 2982 nt
Organism: Penicillium soppii
Lineage: Eukaryota; Fungi; Ascomycota; Eurotiomycetes; Eurotiales; Aspergillaceae
Product: isoleucine--tRNA ligase ISM1
Exons: 1
Coding region: 1-2982 (993 amino acids)
Biological process (GO): isoleucyl-tRNA aminoacylation
Cellular component (GO): cytosol
Molecular function (GO): aminoacyl-tRNA deacylase activity; isoleucine-tRNA ligase activity; tRNA binding
Source: RefSeq, a predicted model, not a curated record